AUGGUUCUCCGUUGUGAUCUAUGUCGUAUUGAAGUACCAGAUGAACGGGUUUUAGCUGACCAUACAAAGGGUAAACGUCACCAAGCAUUAUUAAAUGUUCGUGAACGUUUCGAAACUUCACAAAAUGCAAGUAUCUAUGUAUCACGUAUUAAACCUGAACAUGAUGAAAAUAUUUUGAAAACUUAUUUUUCGCGGUUCGGACAAAUAAAAAAUGCUUUUAUUGACAAAGAAAAACAUCUUUACGCUAUUAUUGAAUUUGAUAAUAUCGAUUCAACAAAUCGAUGUUUAGAACAUGGCGAUGACUAUAAACUAGAUGAUGGUUCACGUUUGAAGGUUAAACAACGUAGUCAUCAUGAAUUUAAAUCAAAACGAAUGUUAGUCAGUGAACAUGAGUUUUUGAAUUUUAACAAAGAAAAAGAAAUUGAACAACAUGCAUUAAUGGUUCAAAAUUUAAAUAACAAAUCAACAAUUGAUGAACAAGCUGCGUCAAUCGUUGAGCAAGAAAAAAUUACAGAUGAAGUAUUCAAUAUGAGAGAAGGAUUUUUUAAAGAAUUAGAAAUUAUAUUUCUGAAACAUUUUCCAGAAGUAAAACUAUGCUUAACUGGAUCCAUGGCAAAUGGUUUAGCGACACAUUUAUCUGACAUGGAUCUUGUUCUUAUACUAAAUGAAACUUAUAUUGAACCACAGAAUUUAUCAUCAUCAAAUAAUAGUGGAGAAUCAAUGAAUAUCGAUGACAAUAGCUGCAGUAAUGAUAUAGAUAUGAAUCAAAAUAAGUUUAAACGAAACACAAGUGAUGAGUCAUCGAAUCUUACAUUAUCCUCGCCAUCAACUUAUUCAGCCGAUGAUCUUAUACAAAUGUCUGUUACGGAUCGACUCGAUUAUAUUCGUCGUCUACUUCGAUCGUAUGCAGCCUAUGUAUGCCAUGUUCAACGUAUUUCACAAGCUCGCUGUCCGGUAGUUCGAUUUUGUCAUAAGCAACAAAAGUUCUUCUGUGAAUUAUCUGUUAAUAACCAUCUCGCGGUUGCAAAUACUGAUUUAGUACGAUAUUUUCUUGCAUUUGAACCUAAAUUACGUUCAUUACUUUAUACUAUUCGUUUGUGGCUUAAACAAAAAGAUCUUCUCGGAAAAGGGCAUCGAUUUAAUACAUAUACAGUCUUCUGGAUGAUUGUUUGCGCAUUACAGUUGGAUAAUCAACAAUUACCCAAUGUUCAAAAUCUGGUGGAACAUGCAACUCGUAAACGACAAUAUGGUCCAUGGAAUUGCUCGGUUCCAGAGAUAAAAGAAAUCAAAAGAAAUAUUUCAAAUAUAUCUCUAGAAUACAUGCUUCGACGUUUUUUCCUAUUUUACUCAACUUUCAACGCAGACCAAUAUGAACUGUCACCAUGGACAGGUGAAUUUGAACCUAAAACUUCAAAUACAAUACCAUUUUCAAUAUUGGAUCCAUUUGAACAUGAUCAUAAUUUAACAUCUAAUAUUUCGCAAUCGAAUUGGUUAAAAUUUCAAGAAGAGUGCUCGUUAGCACAUCAAAUAUUUGAUGAAUGCUCAAAAAAACGGCAACAUAAAUCCUGGGGUUUAUCAUUAAUUUUAACACGCAAAUCUUUGCCAAAGAAUAAUUUUCUUCAUGAACAACAAAAAUUAUAUAAUUAUUCACAAUCAACAAAUACCAUCGAGUUGCUUUCAAAUGAACUUAACGAAGAACAACUUAAGGAAAAUGUCGAUUUUAUACUAAAAGAUAUAUUAUUGUUCGAACAAAUUAAUUAUGAAAUGAUCAGGAAAAAACGACCAGCAAGUCCAUCAAUAAUAGAUAAUACGAAUGUAACGCCAAAUAGUUUAGCUGAACAAAUGGAUGAAACACUAUCAACGAAACGACGUCGGGUAGAUGAUGAUGAAUAUAAACUCACACCUACAAAGGAUAGUUCGUAUUCAAAAGAAAAAAUCUAUUUUCGAGUUAUUUAUCGAACAUGGCAAGAUCGACGUAAACUUAAACGACGCAUUGAAAAUGAAAACAAAAGUGCUGCUAUCUUCGAACGUGAAAAGUUAAUUAGUCUUCAAUUAAAAGAUGACAAAGAUCAUCAUCUAGUAACACCUAUAUAUUUUUCGAUGGAAAUAAAAUUAUUGCAGGCAACAAGUGAUGAAACGAAAAACAAAGCACAUAUUCGUCUUGAAUUGCAAACAAAUGAACAACAUCAAUUAUUUGCUGAUCUUUCACAUUUUCUCAAUCUUUAUUUGCCGAAAAUGCUUAACAAUCAAGUAGAUGAUUAA
Molecule: messenger RNA, 2262 nt
Organism: Rotaria socialis
Lineage: Eukaryota; Metazoa; Rotifera; Eurotatoria; Philodinida; Philodinidae
Source: the annotation of a GenBank genome assembly